Molecule: messenger RNA, 732 nt
Organism: Aplysia californica (California sea hare)
Lineage: Eukaryota; Metazoa; Mollusca; Gastropoda; Aplysiida; Aplysiidae
Product: bifunctional endo-1,4-beta-xylanase XylA-like
Exons: 1
Coding region: 1-732 (243 amino acids)
Source: RefSeq, a predicted model, not a curated record
AUGGGACAACAUGGGACUACAUGGGACAACAUGGGACAACAUGGGACAUUCUGGGACUACAUGGGACAACAUGGGACACUCUGGACAACAUGGGACACUCUGGAACAACUUUGGACAACAUGGGACACUCUGGGACAACAUGAGACAACAUUGGACAAUAUGGGAUACUCUGGGACAAUAUGGCACACUCUUGGACAACAUGGGACACUCUGGGACAACACGGGACACUCUGGGACAACAUGGGACAACAUGGGACACUCUAGGACAUUCUGGGACCACAUGGGGCAACAUGGGACAACAUGGGACAAUAUGGGACACUCUGGGACGAUAUCGAACACCCUGGGACAACAUGGGACACUCUGGGACAACAUGGGACAACAUGGGACACUCUGGGACACUCUGGGACCACAUGGAGCAACAUGGGACAACAUGGGACAAUAUGGGACACUCUGGGACGAUAUGGAACACUCUGGGACAACAUGGGACACUCUGGGACAACAUGGGACAACAUGGGACACUCUGGGUCACUCUGUGACAACAUUGGACAACAUGGGACAACAUGGGACAACAUGGGACACUCUGGGGCAACAUGGGACAACAUGGGACACUCUGGGACAACAUGGGACAACAUGGAACAUUCUGGGACUACAUGGGACAACAUGGGACACUCUGGACAACAUGGGACACUCUGGAACAACAUGGGACAACAUGGGACACUCUGGGACAACAUGA